CCUGCCGGAAGGUGGUUUUUCCGACGUAGUCUGUUUCAAUUUGAUUGACGGAUUCUCAGCCGCACCUUCCAUCCCAGUGGCAACGCAGCUUGUUAACGAAAAGAAAAUGAGCUAUACACGAGAUGGGUCAGAUGCCAAACGCUUGACAAGCUAGUCAGAUGUAUGUUGCAGUUUUAUUGGAGCGCAACAGGACGUGAUUUUCGCCUGAGUACUUCCGAGUUACUUGGUCUGGUCAGUCUUUCUUCCACAAAGAAUCACUGAAGAGCUAGAAUCCAGCGAUUACUUGAUUCGAAUUUCGUUCUUCGGUUGCCUGUCCAGAGCCAAUCAAAGAACGCGACUAUAAAGACAAAAAAAAAAGCAUGACGGCUCUAAAAACUUUGCGUUUGUUGGGAGUAGCGAUAGUGAUACUCGCUCAGGUGAGGACUGGCUUUGCGUACUCCAGUGGGGCACCCGCGAGCGCCUGUUCGGACAUGACUCCUCGCCACGGGGGCACCAAACCGACCACCCCGGCUCCAUUCAGGGUCACGGUGACACCAGGGAUUUUUCGACCAGGAGAUGUGCUGGAUGUCACCAUAAGCUCAUCCGACAGCAGAAUGUUCAAAGGUUUCUUGCUGGAGGCGCGGUCGGCCAACAAUCCAUCAUCGACCGAACUAAUCGGUACCUUCAGCAAUGAGACUAGCAAAUACAAACAGCCUUGCGGAGUUGGCUCGCUCACUCACUCACGGCCCGACGAUGCUGCUGUAAAAAUCUUCAAAUGGACGGCGCCCUCAACAGUCCAAGGCAACGUGAAAUUUCGCUUAACCGUCGUGGAAUAUUUCUCUGCCAUCUACACGAACAUUGAGUCCAGCACAAUUGUUGCCUCCACAGCCAAUACCAUAGCGCCUUCAACGACUCCUACGAACACUCCCGUGUCCACCACUGCUACCACAACUACCCGCGCCACGUCCUCCACCACCGCAGCUACCACACUCAGCACGACCUUAACCCUCUCUACUCGUCUUAGCACGACACUGAUGCUGUCCACCAAAUCUAGUUCAGCAGCGACCACAACCACGGCUCAAACUACACUCACUACAAGGGGCGUAACACCUGUCACGAAAGGGAGACAAUCUCUAGCCGAUCGCCUCGAGCAGCUACGUGACAGCGGCAGAUCACGAGAUAGCGAUGACUUGCAGAAGCUGCUAAUCGCUAUAAAUAACGCACGCAGAAGAAUAUCAUCGAGAAGGGGAACCACGGCAAGAACUUCACCAUGACGUCAUGAUGGCUCUGACGGUUAGCUUCAGAAUAACGCUCUGGCUGGAGACCACAAUAUGGCUGUGGGCAGACACGAUGUCACUACAACGACGAUGUGUUGGCUGAUCACUGCCAUGUGUUCUACUGUUGUCUGCAGGCUUUUCUGAAAAUGAACCUUCACGAAGCAAUAAAGAAAUAUGAAAGAAAUCAAC
This is a messenger RNA of Pomacea canaliculata, 1445 nucleotides long. Its product is annotated as putative defense protein Hdd11-like. The record is from RefSeq and is a predicted model, not a curated record. NCBI's taxonomy places the organism in Eukaryota, Metazoa, Mollusca, Gastropoda, Architaenioglossa, Ampullariidae. Bases 360 to 1253 code for a protein of 297 amino acids. Gene Ontology annotation, molecular function: oxidoreductase activity, acting on metal ions. The transcript is spliced from 6 exons.